AUGGCGAACCAGACCCAACAAAAUGAGACGAGAGCUUUGCUUGCCCUGCUGACCAAGGACCUGGAAGCCAAAACCCUGGAACAAAAGCAACGCGAAGAGACCUUGGCCAAUCUGAAAGUCUUGGGCCGCAAUGUCAAUAACGUCUCCGGGAUCUAUAAUGACGAUGGCAUCAAGGCACUGGGGAGCUACGCAUUUGGAAAAUUUCCCCCAUCAGUGCGCCGGGAAGCGCUGAGAUGCAUGGCGAAUGCACUUCUUUUGCUUCCAGCAGCCCGUCAAUCUUCGCUCAAACUCGGUCUCGACAAGAAAGCAACGGAUGCACUCCAGGAUGCGGACGACGACGACGAAUUUCUUCUAUCCCGAAUACUGUUCCUGAUGACCUAUGACCCUGGCAUUGACCUGAAAUCCCUGAUAGCAGAUCACAGUCUGGCAGACACCAUCGUGAAGCACCUUUCUCGUCACGCAGACGAGGCGAAGAAGUCCACGCCGAAGAGCCCGGCCAGUCCGGGCAAUGUGGCGCUAAUGGAAACCCUCAAACUUCUUUUCAACGGCACAAGUGUCAGAACGGAUCAAUUUGCAAGGUUUCAGCCUGCUGUCGUCGAGCUAUUCCGUAUUCUCAUCCAUUCAGAUAUCCCGUCGCCAGCGCUUCAGCCGCCGAUAAGCCUGCUCGUGAACGCUUUGGCCAACCUGGAUAUUGACCCUGACAUGACGAAGGCCAGCGAAGUACAACCGACAGUAGACAAGUUGAUGACGAUCCUCGAACGGGCCAUCCAAGAGCACUCCUCGACGGAAUUAGACACGAUUGUAGUUCCAUUGUUGACAGUCCUAAGGAACAUCAACGAGGCUGCAGGACCCGAGCUCCGUAACACUAUGAGGAUACGGCUCUUGCCUGACGAUAAGGAAAGGGACCAACCCCUUGGGAAAUCAUCUUCGCUGGCCUCACAGCUUCUGCGACUCACCACGUCUUCGGGGACGCUGAACUUGUCUGAAGCGAUCUCAGGACUGAUGUUUGAACUUUCCGACAAAGAUGCCAAUCAAUACGUCAGGAACGUGGGAUAUGGCUACGCUGCAGGAUAUUUGAUGACCCAUAAAAUCCCUAUCCCAGAAAGUGCGAAGAGGUCCCAAGUCCCAGGUGAAUCCUCCAGCGAGAUCCCUGUUAAUCCCAUCACUGGACAGAGACUCGACAAAGAACAACCAAUUGAACUACCCGAGAUGACGCGAGAAGAAAAAGAACGGGAAGCGGAAAGAAUGUUUGUGUUGUUCGAGAGGCUCAGAGGGACGGGGGUGGUGACCGUCAAGAACCCAGUGGAGGAAGCCAACGAUGAAGGGAGGUUCGAGGAGCUCAGUGAUUCUGAUUCAGAGUGA
Molecule: messenger RNA, 1362 nt
Organism: Cladophialophora psammophila CBS 110553
Lineage: Eukaryota; Fungi; Ascomycota; Eurotiomycetes; Chaetothyriales; Herpotrichiellaceae
Exons: 1
Coding region: 1-1362 (453 amino acids)
Biological process (GO): G protein-coupled receptor signaling pathway
Cellular component (GO): cytoplasm
Molecular function (GO): guanyl-nucleotide exchange factor activity; G-protein alpha-subunit binding
Source: RefSeq, a predicted model, not a curated record